AUGCUUCGUGUCCGCUUGGUUUCGGGACACGAGAUCGCCGCUUUUCCCGUUGAUGAACUGAAAGACUGGGAGGAUCAGUCCGUGAGGGCGUUGAAGCGCAAGCUCUCGAGCCGGUGUGGGUUGCCGAGAUUCAGACAGAGGCUCCUGACCCCGGAUGGCACUGUUCUACCAGAAAGCACCUCUCUGGAUGGAUCGGUGGAGCUGCAACUCGUGCUUCUGGACUUUGCGGAAACUUCCAUCGACCAGGCCUUGGAACUUCAAUCAGCAGCCAGACGCAAAAGAAUCCCAAAGGUGGAGGACUUGUUGCAACGGCCGCAAGAUCCAGACCAAACGGAUGGCCUUCGGACUCCUCUUGUGAAUGCAGCCUUCCACGGAAACACGGAAGUCCUCCGACUCUUGCUGGAAGCCAGUGCAGACUCCAACAAGGCACGCUACGAUGGUUCGACCCCUUUGGUAGUGGCUUGCUCCAUCGGCUCUUCGGAAGGCGUUCGUCUGCUUCUUGAGUCCGGGGCGGAUAAGGACAAAGCCGGCCCAAGCGACGGGACCCCUCUGCUUCUUGCUUGUCAGAACGGCUUCUUGCAGGUCGUGAAUUUGCUGCUCCAGGCAGGAGCCGACAAGGACAAGGCCCGCAACAACGGCGCCACCCCCUUGUUCAUCGCAUGUCAGCAAGGUCAUCUUGAAGUCGUCCGUACUUUGUUGGAGGCAGAGGCUGAUGUUGACAGGGCCUGCUGCAAUGGUGCAACCCCACUCUACAUCGCAUGUGAGCAAGGUGGCUUGCAGUUCGCUCACGCUUCCCACGCCUUGGUGCAGUCUGGUGGAGACGAUGCCUGGUGGUUGGAGAGGUUCCGCCUCUACUCCGAAUAUUACGAGUUCCGCCACCUGGCGGUUGUUCGACUCCUGCUGGAGGCCCGUGCUGACACCGAUAAGCAAAUGCUCCUCGAUGGCGCAGCUCCUCUCUUCAUGGCAUGUCAGCAGGGUCACGCGGAAGUCGUGCGUCUGCUACUGGAGGCUGGUGCAGAUAAAGACAAAGCUCGAUACGAUGGAUCAACACCAGUGCUCGCAGCUUGCACCGCGGGCCAUUUCGAAAUCGUUCAACUACUUGUCGAGGUCAGCGCAGACACCGACAAAGCCAGCGACAGUGGCGACACCCCGUUUGGCGUGGCAUCACGUCGUGGCCAUCAAAAAGCGGCGAUGAACUUCAGCGGCAUGCGAGCAAUGAUCGCGUUCCGCCGCGCGCUGACGGAGCAUCACCAUGCAGCCUACAUGAGCCGAGAAGGACGGCUCUACUACACCAUCGGUAAUCUGGAUUACCGGAUAGACACGCCUGAUGCCAUCAUCACCAACGACACCGACCUACUUCUGCAGUUCCUGUUCGAGUUUGUCUUCGGGGGGAUCAUGAAGCCUGAGUCGGGAUCCUUCUGCCAGCUCUUUUUCCUCGUCUUCACAGUGGCCGUGGCCUACUUCGAAGCCGAGGAUGGUGCUCCAGGAUGGGGCUUACCCUCGAUUGGCAUUGCUUUCGCGGUAGUGAUCGUGUCCUUGGUUCCGACUCUUUGCGCAGCCGAUGGUCUCACGAAGGCCCAAACGGAGGUUCAGGCAGCCGAGGCGGCGUUACGCUCGGCCCAUGCCAAAUGCGCCCUUUUUGCGGAGUCUAUUUGUUUCUACGGUGGAGAGGAAAGCGAGAAAGAGCGAAUCGACAAUCUCUACGAUGCCGUCCGAAAUGGCUUCCAUCGCUUUGCCAAGUACAAGCUAUUGGUGGAUCUUAGCCAACUGGCCUUCUACUUCGGUUUGGCUCCCAUCUCGAUGACGAUGGCGGCCUUCAUCGUGCGGAAAGGCAACUGGACGCAGGACUCCGAGACGACAUUUUAUGUGCUCAACCUCACUUUUCUGCGAAUCAUCCGCUGCUGCUUGGAGAUGGCGAAGAGCGUCGUUGACCUGGCAAAGGCUCAGGCCAUGCUUCAGCGGGUGGUACAGCUCUUAGAGGUCAUGGAUGCCUUCAUCGUCUUCGAGAAUCACCGCAAGGAGCAGGGUGCCUUGAGUCGGGCAGACGGGUUCCUCAUCGACGAGGAGGAGGUUCUCUGCUGCUUGUCCUACUACCGCGUGCAGCAGCUGCAUUGUGGCGCUGUCGUGCCACUCACGCACGCCGACUAUGUGGGCUUCGAGCACGUGGACAUCUACACUCCCGAUGGCAUGAGGUGCUUGAUGCGGGACAUCAGCCUGAGAAUGGAUCCUGGAGAGAGUUGCCUGAUCAUGGGACCCAGUGGCAUCGGCAAGUCCUCCCUGCUCAGGGUGCUGGGGCAGCUCUGGCCGCUGUUCCGAAGCCCUGCAGACAAAGGCGACGGUGCUUCGUUCAGUCGUCCUGGACCUUUCUCUGUGUUUUUUCUGGCCCAGCGUCCAUACCUCUUCCAGGGGACGCUCCGUGAGCAGGUGGCCUAUCCGAUUUGGGACACGUCCCUCCUCACCGACCUGUCCGACGAGAAGAUGGAAAAGCUUUUCAUGGAGAGUGGGCUCGAAGACGUUUGGGAAGCGAGGAGGGAUGAACUGGAUGCUCCCGGCAUUUGGUGGGACGAUGUCCUGUCUUUGGGGGAGCAGCAGCGGCUGCAGUUCUGCAGGCUCUUCUGGCAUGCGGAGUGGUUCCAGGAGUACAAGAAGGAGUCGUCCGGCUUCUUCGCCGUGCUUGACGAAUCCUCAGCCUCGAUGGCCCGAGCCUGA
Messenger RNA from Symbiodinium necroappetens, 2709 nucleotides. NCBI's taxonomy places the organism in Eukaryota, Dinophyceae, Suessiales, Symbiodiniaceae. The record is from the annotation of a GenBank genome assembly.